UUCCUUCUUUCUUUCGUUUAUUCCAGUUUUAUUAUUUUUAUUUGAAAGCAGCGAUUGAACAGAAGAAUGUUCACUCCCAAACAAUCGAACGGGAGGCCCGAGAUCACGUCGCCCCAGAGUGUCGGGACUCCCCAAACCCCGCGAGUCAAUGACGAUGCGGCCGAACGCCGCCGGCGCCGCAAGUCAGCCAUUGAGCGGCGCCGGUCUAACCUUGUAACGCCGCACCGACUGACAACAAAGAGCCCGCAGCUUACGUCCCCCGGGCCCUUUGCCGUGCAGCUCCCGCGUCUGUCACCCGAAGAGCUGAACCAGCGGUACGAGGAGUGGAUGAAGAUUGCGGCGGACAAUAAGAUUAACGCGAACAACACGUGGGAUUUUGCACUUAUCGACUACUUCUACGACAUGAGCCUGCUGCGCGACGGUGACUCGAUCAACUUCCAGAAGGCGUCGUGCACGCUCGAUGGGUGUGUGAAGAUCUACUCGUCGCGUGUGGACUCGGUGGCCUCGGAGACUGGUCGGCUGCUCAGUGGGCUGGCUGACGCACCCGGGAAGCGCUCGGGUCGCCGAGAUGAGGGCAAUGAAGACGGUGAGGACGGCGACGAGGAGGAGUCGUCAGGCAAGCAAAAGUCUCGUCGCGCAGCACGGUCUUCCAAAACACUUGCCAAGGACUUUGCCAGUAUCAGUUUCUCCGUCGAUCCACUGUUCAAGAAGACGUCGGCUGAUUUUGACGAGGGCGGCGCGCGUGGCCUGCUGUUGAAUCACUUGGCGUUCGACGCCGAUGGCAAGAUUGUCUUUGACGCCAGUGACUCCAAGACCCUGGCCGAGAACGAUGACGAGGCGAUGGAAGACGUCAUGGACGAGCUUGAAGGGGACGCCGAGGACGGAGUGCCCAAGCGCGCUCGUCGCGUGGCAGCGCCGGUGGGCAGCAGCAGCAGGCACAAGGCGUCGCUGAUCGACAUUUCCAGCAUGGACGAUGUGUUUGACAACAUCAUGCUGCAUUUGGACGAGGCCGAGAUCUGCCCGUCGCUGGCCGACUUUGAGUUUACGCGCGACACACAUGGCUGCGACGACCACCACCAUGGCGGAUUUGGUGACGAUGGCGACGACAUGGGCCACUUCCUGAACUUUGAUGAGACUGACUCGGGGCCCAUGCCGCUGGAGACCGCGUCUACGCUGCAGAUGGCCGAGCUCAGGGAAACCGAGGAACUGCACCAGCAGAAGCAGGGCGAUCUGCAGGCAAUUCUGCAUGAGGCGGGGCAGCUCGCGCUGGCAGUCGCCGAUGACGAGGACAACCUGCUGUCGUAUUUUGACUCCAAGCUGUCCAAGAGCUGGGCCGGGCCCGAACACUGGCGUCUGCCGAUCUCGCGCGCGGCUAUGCACAAGCAGAUGCACCCGCAGCAUGUCGCCGGCAAGGACGGCGAGCUAGACAGGGCCGAGGAUGCAGAGGCCAGCAAGCGCAAGAGGGUCGAGAAGCAGGCGUAUUUUACGGACUUUAUGAACAGUUCUGAUGUCAGCGCUGAGAUGCUGUUUGUUAAGCCUGCCAGGGCCUCGGCGGCGAUGAAUCAGGAGCACACGCUCCCGGAGGACGUGCACUUUACGUCGAAGAACCUGUUCAACCUGAUACUCAAGCCCAGACUCAAGUUCAACCCCCGGCGCAUGCGCGCUAUGGCGGCCAUUGCUGCAGCCAGCAGUGCUGGUAGUGGCUACGCAGAAGGCACCCAAGGCAGCGGUGGCGACAGCUAUGGUGGCUUUGUCGUGGACGGGGACGACAGCGGCAAUAUAUUUGGCGCAAUGAACGACGACGGGCCGCUCGGAGGCAUGGAUGACGGGCACGUCGGGUUUGACGAUGUCGAUGACUAUGACGACGAUGUUCUGCCGCUCCAAGAGUCUGUGGGCAGCGCGGACAACAAGCCCGAUAUUCCACUGCUCAAGCUGAUCAAGCCCCUGUACGUCAACUACGCGCGGCGGGCCAAGCGGGUCAACGUCAAGAAGCUCAAGGACAAUAUCUGGCGCGAGAUGGCGGCCGGCGAUCGACGCAAGUCCAUGGCUGCGGAUGACGCGGCCAUGCUUCUGAGUGAUGGCGAUGAGGUCAAGCUGGAGAGCGACCAGCGGUUCAGCGAGAUUGUUAGCAACCUAAAGAACGUUUAUCCGCGUGAGAAGCUCGAAGAGCUGUCCAUCUCGUAUUGCUUCAUCUGCCUGCUGCAUCUGGCCAAUGAGCGCAAUCUGCGCAUUGUCGGCGACUCUUCGCUGCGCGAUCUCGUCAUUACCCAAGACCACUUUGAUUGAGAUUGCCACUGCAGACUGAGUGAUGGAAUCUUGUGGUCCCCGGAGCGCGCAUGUCGGUUUCCUUAUUUGGAUAUUUCUAAUUUUAAAUUUUAUUUUCAUUUUCAUUUUUUGAGUCUAUAUUUGGGGAGGUGUUUUUCCGCUCCUCUUUCACACUGGCCUUUUUUAUUCUUUGUUUCUGUUGUUGGAAUAAUUCAUUUAGCUGAAUUGUGAGGUUAUCCAUUUCG
Molecule: messenger RNA, 2510 nt
Organism: Kickxella alabastrina
Lineage: Eukaryota; Fungi; Kickxellomycota; Kickxellomycetes; Kickxellales; Kickxellaceae
Product: condensin complex subunit 2/barren
Exons: 6
Coding region: 67-2286 (739 amino acids)
Biological process (GO): mitotic chromosome condensation
Cellular component (GO): condensin complex
Molecular function (GO): chromatin binding
Source: RefSeq, a predicted model, not a curated record